This is a messenger RNA of Scylla paramamosain (green mud crab), 3073 nucleotides long. RefSeq names its product segmentation protein even-skipped-like. The record is from RefSeq and is a predicted model, not a curated record. Gene Ontology annotation, molecular function: DNA-binding transcription factor activity, RNA polymerase II-specific; RNA polymerase II cis-regulatory region sequence-specific DNA binding. The transcript is spliced from 4 exons. Lineage: Eukaryota; Metazoa; Arthropoda; Malacostraca; Decapoda; Portunidae. The coding region runs from base 1260 to 2567 and encodes 435 amino acids. Gene Ontology annotation, biological process: regulation of transcription by RNA polymerase II. Gene Ontology annotation, cellular component: nucleus.
GUAUUUACGUAAGGUUUCAUGCAUAACUAUAUUUCUGCCAACAUCUCCAUUCUUCUCGCAAACUCGCCUCCACCACUCACAAUACAUAGACCCAACGCAUCCCGCCCAUCAACACAUUUCCCAUCCACUCAUUCUUCUCUUCCUCGCCGUCAGCGUGAGCACAUUUUCGGCAUCCAGUAAUUUCUUACUGUCACCGAAACAUCACUACAUUUUGAUGGCUUCUCACCGCCCUCCGUCGCCGAGGCCUGGCCCCACGCCUGGCUCUCUCCCUGCUUCGUGCUGCUCCCCUCCCGCCGAAAUGGACUCCCGCCUUGUUACAGAGGAAAAUAUGGUCCCGCGCCCUCAUUUUGUUCUAUCACGGGCGCUUAGGCAUACACCGGAUAGGCGGCCCACCAAAUUGCCCAAUUCCUUCCUAAAUUGCAUUCCAAACGUGGGCUGUAAAAAUGUCAAUAAUGCCACUUAUCUCUCGCCCCGCCCCUCGCGUGGAGUUGCUGCCUCGUCCAUAACUUGCUUAUUUAUGUGCUGUUUGAUUGCUCCACCUGAUUGGCGGAAUCUUUGUUUAUGCAUUUGAGAUCUUUAGUAUUUCCAAGGAAUUGUUAGAAACGCGAUGAACGUGAUGUAGGUCGUUCAUUUAACGUAUGUAAGUGGCGGCGUUCCGGCGCGGGGCGAGGAGCAGCGGGGACGUCCCUCCAGCGUGAGAACACCAAUGUGGAUGCUGCGCUUCACGCGUCCUCAGCCAAUCAUCGCCUUGGGUACGGCCUUCAAAUAUUCACUUAUUGCAUCAAUAUUAAGCACAAUAACAUGCAUUUACAUAUUUGUGAAGUAAUAGACACGAAAGUAAACAUUGUUACAAAUAACCAUAUAGUGUUAUAUCGUGCUUCCUCUCCACAACUUUUGAGAGAAAAAAAGAUUUAAUGCGCGGCGCCGCAGACUCUCGGCACCUCGAGUCGGGGGUCGCCCGAGGGGCAAGAGAAAUGAUGCCGCAGAUCAGUCGACAAAUUGGUCGGUGCUAGACAGUCUGGCACAGCAUCUUCCCAGCGUGAUCACACCGUUCCCACGCCUCCAACCCGCCACAGUUUUACAGCAGGUGGUUAAUUUCCUUGAUUAAUGAUGUUGAAUGAGACUGUGAGCUGCUGAAACAAAGUGAAGCUUAAUCUGGGAUUUCGUCGCUGCUACCGAAGACCACACCUCCGAGGGCUGCUCUGCACCAGACAGCAGGAUGACUAUGGAUCUCAUGUCCAGCGAGGCGCCCCCUCAAGAUGCUCUCCCUGGGCGCGGGUGGCUUGGCCAAGGACACGGCAGCCCUGCUGGAGGAUAGGACGCCCACAACGCCCGAGGGUUUGUGGCGAGCCUUCCUGCAGGGGUCCCACCACCAUCACCACCACCACCUUCACCACCCACCGCCCACCUCCGUCGCCCACAGAAUGGAUCCUAUAGAUCGGCCGCUGUCCCCCGAGUCCCCAGGCCCGCUGCUUCCUCCUCCUCCUGGUCUUGGCGGAAGGUCGUCCCCGCCCUCGCCGCCCUCUGCUCUCCCGGCCUCCUGCGACGCCUCAGGUGGUGAGGACGGCAUAAUCACCAAGGCCCGCAGCUCCUUGGCUACAGGAACGGGUGGUGCAGGAGGAUUACAGCAGACAUCACAGCAGCAACAGCAACAGCAGCAGCAACAGCAGCAACAGCAAAAUCAACAGACACCAUCGCAGCAACAGCAACAACAGCAACAGCAACAACAGGCAGCAGCACAAUCAGCGACGGAGAUCAGGCGGUACAGAACAGCCUUCACCAGGGAGCAGAUCGGUCGUCUCGAGAAGGAGUUUUACAAAGAAAAUUACGUGAGUCGACCACGGCGUUGCGAGCUGGCCCAGGAGCUGAACCUUCCCGAGUCAACCAUCAAGGUGUGGUUUCAGAACCGUCGAAUGAAGGACAAGCGGCAGCGCCUGGCCCUGGCUUGGCCUUACGCCGAUCCCGCCCUAGCCGCCUACCUGCUGCACGCCGCCGCCGCCACGGGAGCUUACCCGCCCUACUUGCCGCCAACGCUUGGGCACGCCGCUCCCUGGGCCGCCGCAGCAGCCGCUGCAGCACAAGUAGGGGGCACACCUCCCCUCGGCUAUACGAGUAGCGUACCCUCACACAACCCCGCGCUGGCUCGCUUUGCUCCAUACCCUCGCCCUCAUCCAGGCCUCCUAGCUUCUCCUUACCUCAGACCAGGAGAACUACGCCCUCAUGAAGUCCCUACAGCUUUGUCUUCCUCUCCCAUCACCCCCACGCCCGUCUCGCCACGCCCACUCGUCGGAGGUCAUCUGGCAACCUGCCCUUUGAGGGACUCUCCUAAAGUAGGGAGCGAUUCUUGUGUGUGUGGUCUGCUUUAUCCCAGCCUGCCCAUCUCACACGCCCUCACGCCGACUCUCGAGCCUCUGCCCAUCACCACCUCUCCACCUGUCACAGCAAGCACGACCCUCACGCCCACCGCCUCGCUGCCUACAAGCGAAGCCGCUGGAGGCCGCACAUCACCUUCUCACAAGACCAUCUCAACGCCUUCACUCUUCCAACCAUACAGAGAUGAUCCGUGAGUGUACAAGUACUCAUUUUCUGGACGGUACUAACUCUUAUCCCGCAACCUUAGUUGCUGUGAUGAGCGUUUCCUUGCCACGAGCAAGCUGUUGACGGAGAAAGAACGUUUUUCAUUCAUAAAAAGUAAGCAGAAUAUUUGUAGUAUUUGUAUAUUACUUGCGUACUGAUCGGCUAAGACGAAAGUAGGACAACUCCACACCAAGGAUUUAUAAAUGAAGGACAAAAUGAGACAGCCAUGUAUAUCCCGCACCGCCUGUGACCCGCCCCGCCAGUGUCUGCAAGGUGCAUCAUCAUGUUCCUUUUAUUUUCCCUGUGAUAUUUAUACUUAGCAUAGAGCCAUUCGCUUCCCGAACCCGCCAACGCUGCCCCUCAUCCGCAGAGCUCCGUUUGUGUGUGUGUGUGUGUGUGUGUGUGUGUGUGUGUGUUUGUGAUUUCAUGUUUGUGUGUAUCUUUUUUUUUGUUUUUCGUGUGUGCGUUAGUGUGUAGAUAAUAAAAUUCGUGUUGA